Pelobates cultripes (western spadefoot toad) is the source of this 17734-nucleotide messenger RNA. The record is from the annotation of a GenBank genome assembly. NCBI's taxonomy places the organism in Eukaryota, Metazoa, Chordata, Amphibia, Anura, Pelobatidae.
GUCUUCUUCGCUUCCUGCCCGCUUGGCAUGUGCUGUGUGAGUAUAAACCGGCCGCUCAGUAUACAGCCAGAGAUACCGCCCGCUCAGUAUACAGCCAGAGAUACCGGGGGGUCAGCCGUUCAGUAUACAGCCAGAGAUACCGGGGGUCAGCCGCUCAGUAUACAGCCAGAGAUACCGGGGGGUCAGCCGUUCAGUAUACAGCCAGAGAUACCGGGGGUCAGCCGCUCAGUAUACAGCCAGAGAUACCGGGGGGCCAGCCGCUCAGUAUACAGCCAAAGAUACCGGGGGCCAGCCGCUCAGUAUACAGCCAGAGAUACCGGGGGUCAGUAUACAGCCAGAUAUACCCGGGGUCAGCCGCUCAGUAUACAGCCAGAGAUACCGGGGGCCAGCCGCUCAGUAUACAGCCAGAGAUACCGGGGGCCAGCCGCUCAGUAUACAGCCAGAGAUACCCAGCCGCUCAGUAUACAGCCAGAGAUACCGGGGGCCAGCCGCUCAGUAUACAGCCAGAGAUAUCAGCCGCUCAGUAUACAGCCAGAGAUACCGGGGGCCAGCCGCUCAGUAUACAGCCAGAGAUACCGGGGGUUCAGCCGCUCAGUAUACAGCCAGAGAUACCGGGGGGCCAGCCGCUCAGUAUACAGCCAGAGAUACUGGGGGGUCAGCCGCUCAGUGUACAGCCAGAGAUACCUGGGGCCAGCCGCUCAGUAUACAGCCAGAGAUACCGGGGGUUCAGCCGCUCAGUAUACAGCCAGAGAUAGAGGUGCCCGGUGUGUGCGCUAAUCUGCCGGCCACUGAGUAUACUGCCAGAUUAGCGCUGAGUAUACUAUGGGCAUCCUGCCACUAUUAGCCUGUCCCCGCAUAGUGAGCAAUGUGUAUAAAGGGCACACUGAUCAUUAAUCACUAUGGGCAGCCAUGGAGAGAUGAAUGUUUCCAUGUAAUGUAUCUGUAUGGGCUCCCGGUGGACUCAGAGCCUGUUUUAUACUGCUCAUUGGCUUAACCCUUGUUUCAAGAUGCUGCCAGUCUUACGGGAGACUUUGCAGAUUUCGCAAAGAACCCUGAAACUGACCGAUCCAAUGUGGGUUUGGUGGUCAUGGUUUGCAGGGGUGGUGAGUUUUACUUACCUCAGACUGUCCCUCAUGGCCGCCGCCAUCUUCAUGCUCCUGUCCUCUGCUUCAAUUGCCAGAAACCAUGUUGGUGCUGUACUCUUGCGCAUGCUUGAGGGCACAACAUUGAGGUCUGUUGAAGAUACUGCAGGACCCUCGAUAGAAGAGCCUGAGUUACACAGCCGUCAUUUGUGAUGACUGCUGGGAUUCAAUAGAAGUUGGCUGCGGAACUCUGCAUUUUGUCAACCUUAGGCUUUACCUUAAGACAGAGUCGCUAGUAUGUCUUAUGGCAUCUGAUUGCGUUGGGAUUUAAGCCAGCAUCAGUAUUUCAUAAAUAAUAUUUUAUUUUUAUUUAUUUAUUUUUGUGAAAUACUGAAAAGUGACAGAUCCCUCUUUAAAUCAUCUUACAAUGAUAAAGAAGUAGCCAUGAUAUUUCCAGUGAUUUGUUUUGCUGUAUAGUGUGGCAAGGUAUCGUGGGAUAUGCUCUUCCAUAACAGCCAUAGUUGCCUAUUGGUUACCCAUACAUUAAUCUAAAAACAUUUGCAAUCUGUUCUUAUUUUGUUUUCUUUUGUUUUUAGGUUAGGCAAUGAAUUUGUCUCACAUUCCAACACCUGGGUAUUUUAUACAUAAUAUUAAAAAGAUUUGGACUACGCACAUGUUUGUUUUUGUUUUGCCUGCGAUCUCAUUUGUCUGAUCAGUCAUGUCAGAUAUACUUUUAAACUUGGACAUGGAGUCCUGCCUCUCUAGUAGCAAGAAGGAGUCCUCCACUAACAAACAUCAACAAUUCCUCAGAAAAAGGAAGUUCUUGGAAAGAAAGGGAUAUCUCAAAAAGAAACAGUUGCCAGCAAAGCAGAACUCAGGGCAUCAGUCGCAUUCCUGGGACCAAACCAAGAGGAGAGGACAGCAAGAUGGCAGUUGGACCACUUUUAACAGAAAUAAGAAACAAUGCAAUCAAACAAGUUUUCAUAAUGGUUUGAAACAGCAGGAAGCUCCUAUGCCUCCUUCAAGAGUGCAAUCGUUUCAGCCUGGCACCCUCAGAGUUAGCGUAGGCACCGGCACACAUCAAACACGCAUGGCAAGUUAUAUGCCAAACAAGGCACAGGCCUCUUCUAAAGAAGAGCUGUUCCGUUGUCACCUUUCUGAAACAAAAGUGCAAUCCAAACCAGCUUCUGUAUCUCACAAAGUUGAUACAUUGAGUGAGUUUGAAAGUGGCCUUUCUACAUUCUCCGCUACUACUAAGCCAUCUUACAAAAUGGUGGCUAUAGACUGUGAAAUGGUAGGGACUGGGCCAAAGGGGCGAAACAGUGACUUAGCUAGAUGCAGUGUUGUCAACUUCUAUGGCGAUGUGCUGUUUGAUAAGUACAUUAGACCUGAAAGCCCCAUCACCGAUUACAGGUCAAGAUGGAGUGGCAUCAGAAAAGAACAUAUGGUUAAUGCUGUUCCAUUCUCGUUGGCACAAAAAGAGGUGAGUCCAAAAAGAGGCAUAGCCAGGAACAAUACUGCAAAAUUGUCAGAAAUACACUAUUGAUCCCUUGAAAAUAAAGAGGGGGGAAAAGUACAAAUUUUGUUUGGAGCAAAAUAUUAUUUUGUCUAGCUUGUUCCCAUUAUUCCAACUAAGCAAUACUACUACGAUUUAGUUCUCAAUGUUAACCAUUAGUGAUGUCCCGAACGGUUUGCCGCGAACGGUUCACUGCGGACUCAUCAUUGAGUAAACUUUGACCCUGUACCUCACAGUCAGCAGACACAUUCCAGCCAAUCAGCAGCAGACUCUCCAUCCCAGACCCUCCCACUUCCUGGACAGCAUCCAUUGUGAAGCUGCAUUCUUAGUGAGCUGUCCAGGAGGUGGGAGGGUCUGCUGCUGAUUGGCUGGAAUGUGUCUGCUGACUGUGAGGUACAGGGUCAAAGUUUACUCAAUGAUGAGUCCGCGGCGAACCAUUCGGGACAUCACUAUUAACCAUUGUACAACAAUACAUAUUCUAGAGUUGGAGUCUUCAGUUCGAUUUAUGUGAGAGGGACAUGCAUCACUUUUAGACAACUGUUUUCAUUCAAAAGCUUCAGACAGUUGCCUCACUCUGCAGGCUUUUAAAAAAAAAAAAAAAAAAAGGUAAAUAUGAUAUUUUCUCAUAUUUACCUGCUUCUUUUUUUCUUAUGCAUUUCACACCCACUCCAGGGGAUACAGUGAUCUAAUUCAGGGGUAGGCAAACUUUGUGCACUACAGAUGCUGUGGACUACAUCUCCCACAAUGCUCUUAGUCAUAAUGCUGGCAAAGCAUCAUGGGAGGUGUAGUCCAAAACAUCUGCCGUGCCAAAGGUUGCCUAUCCCUGUUCUAACCAAUCUGUGUGCCAUCUCUAGGAAUGCUGGAUAAGAGCAUUCAGUCUGCCUGACAGCUUUACACAUGUGCAGCUUAACCCCUUAAGGACCAAACUUCUGGAAUAAAAGGGAAUCAUGACAUGUUACACAUGUCAUGUGUCCUUAAGGGGUUAAAGAUCUCUUCACCCUGUAACAUCCUGAUGGGGAGAAAAGAGGCAGUAUGAUCAUUGUCAUUUAUGCAGAGCAGGCACCGUUGUCAGAUUUCUCCCUCCCAGCUGUGUUAGUGCGGUUUGAAUGAGGAGCGUGGUGCUGCAAGGCAAUAAUUCUGUUUCCGUUAGUAGAAUUCUGGAUUGAAUUAGUGAGUAGGUAAGGGUGGGGGGCAAAGUUGAAGAAACUACCGUAGUUGAGAAGUGAGCUCAACAGUGCAAUCUGAUCAAAAUUAUAAAGGUUUAUUGCAUACUUUUCAAGGUUAUUUUUGCAUUAUUUGGUUUGUAUAUUUGUCUAAAAGUGUCUGCUUGUUGGUUUUAAAAAUUGUCUAGUGAUGCAUGUCCCUUUAUUGUUGCAGAUAGUUAUUAGGCUGGUAGUAAAUAGUUGGUAUUUUUUAAUUGUUAUUCAAAUUUAAAAUUAUACAUAUUUUAUUUUUUUUAAGAAUGUUUCACUUUAUCUGGCCGAGCAGUUAUACCGUUAUCUUACCAACUGUUGCUCAACCUAACUUACCUGCUGCUGUGAUUGCGCUGAAGCGAUGCAGAACAGCAAGCUGUGAAGUUUUCUAAAGAAAAAUCGGUAUACAUCAAGUUUCAUUAAUUGUAAUAAACUGUCAUUGUCAUGUAAAAAAAAACCACAAAUGUGAAAAGGCACUCAAAAUGUAAAAUUGAACAAAAUAAAAGAUAGCUGCAAAAUCUCCCUAAAACUUACAUUUCUCUGCAAUGUGCAGUUAUAACAAUAUUAACCAACCCACAAUAUGGCUGCGCUUAGAAUAAUAUAAUGAUACUUACCGUAAAGAUUCACAUUCUUCCAACAAGUGGCAAAACAUGUUAAUGCACCAUAUAGUGCAAAUCUUAACAUAGCUUUGUAUAUAGCAAUGCAAAAUAAAGCAAGUAACCUUGAUGUUAUAAACCCAAUUACAAAAUAUGAUGUAGCAAUAUGUUUAAAGGAACACUAUAGCGUUAGAAAUACAAAUAUGUAUUCCUAACACUAUAGAGCCCUUGUCACUGUUUAUGUAACUAGGGCCCCCGUUCCACAGCGAAUACCUUAAUCCAGCGGCGGGCUCCAUAGGCACUGGUGACCUCUCCUCCUCCAUCAACGUCAGUUCCCGAGGGGAGCCGAAUGCAAUUGCACGGCCAGAGGCACGCGCAUAAUCAAACCCGCCCAUAGGAAAGCAUUACAUAUUGCUUUCCUAUGUGGAUCUUUUUUGACGCUGGAUUCUGUGAGGAUGUCCAGCGUCAAAUAAGUGCGAUUUACUCCGUGUACACCGCGGAAGCGGCCUCUAGAGGCUGGCUUAACCCUGCAAUGUAAACGCUGUGUUUUCAGCUGUAGGGUUAAAACUAGGGAGACCUGACACCCAGACCACUUCAUUGAGCUGAAGUAGCCUGGGUGCCUAUAGUGGCCCUUUAAGAGGUGCUAUUGAAAACGAUAUCAUACAAUAAUAACCUAUACAUUUUACCGUGGAAUAACAAGUCCAAUGAGAGAGAAAUCUGAGAACACGCCCAUCACACCACCAAUGGACUUCCAGCACUUAUUGUAUUUAAGGGAAGGGAGGGAAGCACUAGGCUUAUGGAUACACCUGUUAGCAUUGGCAGUGUAUUAAUUGUAUGUAUUUUAUUUUAUCUUUAAUAUUUUGGUCUCUGAGGAAGUUUCCUUAGGGGAACGAAACGCGUAGGACCAUUUUUUUUAAUUAUUUUUUUUAUAUGCCAAUAAAUUAACUGUUUUCCACAUCCAUCUAUUGGGAGAGUGUGAACUUCUUGGUUUCCGGAUUGGUGUUACUACAUUCAGCAGGACGUACCCCCCUAUCUACAGGGGUGGCAACCUGAAGGCUUAUUACAUACAGCCGAUCUGUGAGUUUAACCUUGAAUCAUUGGACCAUUAAUAACAUAACAAUAUUACACUAUGUUGUAUUUUUGAUUUGUGUUUUAGUGAUACAAGAUGGAUCCCUAUUCUAUAUACACUAUACAAUAACCUAUAAAUAUCAGAUAUAGCUCAAAAAUAUAUAAAAUGCAUGUAGAUAAGAAAAGGUAGUAGUUGGCAAUAAAGCAAAGUAUAGAAAUCUGGCAAUUAUAUCUGGCAAUAUCCAAGACAUUCUGGUGAUACUAGCCACUUAUGGGAAAGAGCCCACACUCAGCUCUAAUAUAUGUGCACACGGCCAAGGUGAGCCAGCUUAGAACCUCUUUGCCACUGUCCACCUCAGUGUUCUGUCCCCUGUAGCCGCUUACUUUGUCAACUUAAUGUGAGUCGCGUAAGUAAGGUACAAGCAGGAGAUUGGAGUACUGGAAAUCUAUUUAUUUGCCAGUAAAAUAAUAGAUAAAUUAUAUAAAAACAAUAAAGAUAGACAUGGGCUAGGAGGGAAUCUAAGUAUGGAGUUCAUACAAAGAUGGCAAGUCCACAUGGCUAAUAUGAGUUGGCCCUGUCUCCUUCCUCCAAAGCCACCAUGCAUUUGAGAUGCGUUUCACAAGUGCUUCCUCCAGUCGAUGCUCAAAUCUUGCUGAUGACACUCACCUCUAUACCUCUAAGUCACCUAGCUCCUCUUAAAGGAACACAAUAGUUUCAGGAAUACCAAAAUGUAUUCCUGACACUAUACGUCUAAAUGUGCCGUUAAGCUCCCCACCCCCCCAUUACCCCUGUUAAAAAGUUGGAUUACUCUUCUUCCUUUGCAGCUCUUUUAUGGUGUGCUCCUGGUUGGCUUUACCCCUGCUUCACCUUUUCCAAAUUUGAUGAGCUCAGCCAACCCAAUGCUUUCUUAUAGGCAAAUCACUGCGCUGUGCCAAUCAGCAAUCAGUGCCUCUAUGCAAAGCGUGUAGACGUUGAACGUCAGUGGUCCACAUUAGAAGCACCAGGAAGCACCUCUAAUGGCCGUCUGAGUGAUGGCCACUAGAGGUUUUACUAGGCCGUAAUGUAAACUGUAUGCUGUAGGUGCUCUGAUGACUACUAUAGUGUUCCUUUAAAUAUUAGAUUAUAAUUAAUUGAUUUAUUUUGAGUUGCUUUUAUACAAAGCUAUCACAUUUGACUUGCCCUAUAUGGUGUAUUAGAUGGUUUUCCACUUGUUGGGAGAUUGUGGAUCUUAACGAUAAGUAUCAUGAUAUAUUAUUUUAAGCACACCCCUAUUGUGUGUUGGUUGUUAUUGUCAUGUGUUUUAUAAAUAUGGUAUGUUUAUGUUGGUGUAUAUGAGAACUCUACGAGAUGUGUUCUGUAUGUUAUAUGACUGCCACAUGACUGUUGUGUACGACAUGAUGUUGGCAGGUCCUGUUUAGGGUAUGCCAUGGGUACUAGGGGUACUGUACACAAGGAUGGUUCUAUUAGUGCAAUGUAACACAUAUGUGACAUCUACACACAGGCACAUUUGCCAAGCCUCGAAUUUCUGAAAUAAACACCACCAAUUAUUCUCAGGAUGCUUUGCCAUGUAUAUGUCCCUAGUCUAUCGGAGUAAUAUUCCAAUACGGUUACCAUGUGAUGGGAUUUUCUUGUUCAUACUCUAUAUCCAGGCAUUUAAAUGUUUUAUCUCCUACAUAACUUACUUCUCUAGUGUUAUUAUAUUGUGUAGGUGUAUUAGAACUAUGAUAGAGAGGUAUUACUUUGGCCCUUUUUGCCUCCUUAUGUUUUUUCCUCAUAGUUUGCGUAUUAGGUCAUUGUUUAGGCUGUUGCUUUUCAUAGUUUCCUCAAAAUGUUGUCUUAUUUCCAGCACCCUUUAUCCAGCUCUGGAACUUCUCCUGCUCUUGCUACAAAGGUUACACAUACUUUGUUUUCUUCUUUCUUAGAUAUUAAAACUUCUCCACGGUAAGAUAGUGGUUGGACACGCAAUCCACAAUGACUUCAAGGCACUUAAAUACUUCCAUCCCAAGGAAUUGACCAGAGAUACGUCUAUGAUCCCCCUACUGAACCGCAAGGCAGGUUUCCAGGGCACGGAGGCAGUUUCUCUAAAGCGAUUUGCCAAGCAACUACUCCACAAGGAUAUUCAGGUACUUCCUGGGGCCAUUUAUUUUUACUAAUGUAAAGACCUAGACUGUCCCUGCACCCUCUCCUCUGUAAACACUGCCUUUUCUGAGAAAAGGCAGCACCUACGUUGCUCCCUGAGGACACCUCGACUGGCUGACAGCCACUAGAGAAGCACGAAGAGGCUGACCGCUUCCCAUCCAGGUCCAUUGGCAUAAUGCAACUGUAUGAGGAGUUGAUGAUUGGUGCAGCACAGUGUAUGCUGCACAGUAGACCCUCUGGUGAUUCUCUAUGGGGAAGCAUUAUAUUGGCUGAGAUCAUCAUUAGUGAUUUUCUCAGCCAGGGACUGAGUGUCGAGACCAGUGUGGCAUGGGAUUAAAGGACCAUACCACACCCCUAAAGCACUUGGGCUUACUGAAGUGCUUUAUGUGUGAGGAGUAUCCUAGUUUAACCCCAGUUUAUAAACAUGCCAUUUUCUAUGAGAAAUUGUCACUUUCAUAAAUUAACUAGGGAACACCCCCCCCCCCGGCUGCACCCCUGAGCUAACGGAAGUGGCAGGCAGGCUGUACUUGAGCGUGCCUGCCUCCUCCUACACAGAUCUCGGACCAGCUUCUCCAGACCUCAAUGAGAAGCUUUUGAUUGGCUAUUUUCAUUGAAAAGACUGAAAGUCUUUACUGUGAAAAACCCUUUGAGUCUCUUCACAUCUACUUGUAUGAGAAAGAGAGAUGGAUUUACUGGUAAUCUCUCUCCAUGUGAGCUGGGGUUUGCAGUAUAUUGCAGCAUUUGAAGUUCACAUUGCCCAAGAUGGUUGAGAACUGGUGGCUGAUAUGCUGAUUUUUACAAUCUCUACAUAGCUUUACACUGCUGGUGCCCUCCCCUGUUUAAUGCCACUCGUGAUAGAAAACAGCCAUGCAGACACUUUUAAAGGAACCCCCUGUUAAUUGGUUAUGGUGCCUGUAGUUCCCUUGUGCUGUCCCUUCAUUAGGUGUUUAAUCAUUUUCGAGGAGUUUAACUCUAAAUAAGGAUCCCUGGCCGCUGACACAUUACAUCCACAGUAGGACUAGAUAAAGCAGACAAUUCAACCUUCUUCAGCCAUACUCCUGCACACCCCCCCUUGUAAAGCGCUAUUAUUAUUAUUAUUAUUGCCAUUUAUAUGGCGCCAACAGAUUCUGUAGCGCUUUACAAUAUUAUGAGAGGGAGGAUUUAACUAUAAAUAGGACAAUUACAAAAAACUUACAGGAACGAUACGUUGGAGAGGACCCUGCUCAAACGAGCUUACAGUCUAUAGGAGGUGGGUGUAAAACACAAUAGGACCGGAAUUUGCAAUCAAAUAAGGCGGGCUGCCUUUUAGGAGAGAGCAAGAGACAGGUAUGUAAGGUAGAGGUUAGUCUUGGAGGCCAUAAGCUUUCCUAAAGAGAUGGGUUUUAAGGCACUUCUUAAAAGAUGCAAGACUAGGGGAGAGUCUGAUGGCGGUAGGCAGGCUAUUCCAUAGGAAGGGAGCCCCCCGCGAGAAGUCCUGCAAGUGUGAGUUGGCCAUCCGGGUGCGAACAACUGACAGGAGGUGGUCACGGGCAGAGCGGAGAGACCGAAAAGGGACAUAGAGUUGUUCAGUGCUUUAUAGGUGUGAAUUAGUACCUUGAAUUGACUCCUAUAGCAUACAGGAAGCCAAUAUAAGGCCUGACAGAGGGGUGAGGUGUAAGAGAACUGACUAGAGAGGAAAAUCAGUCUGGCAGCAGCGUUCAUUAUGGACUGUAGCGGUGCAGUACAGUUUUCCUGGCGCUAUAGUGGUCCUUUAAUUCACGGUUUAACACUAAAUAAAGUGAUGACGCCAGGGGAUACAGACACUCCAAAUCCUAUCUGGAACAGAAUGAAAUGCCAUUACUGCUUCAUUUAGAAUCACGACUUCUGUCAGGACACAUAAAAUUCCCACUUCAGACAAACAGUAAUGUAGGCUAUGCAAAGUUGUAAUUGGGUCAAAGAAAAUCUAGUCCAUGAAAAUCACUGUUUCAUAUCCCUUUCUACUAAUAGAAGAAAUGUAUAUACAGAUGUCAAUGCUGGCUUAAAAUAGUAGGAUAUUGUUCAAUACAGGACUGGACAUUCCAUAUAACCGGUAGCCACACAUCCUUAAAUGCCCAGUGGUGAACCAAAAAGACACUCCGAAUGGGCGUUAACCGCUAACAGCAUCUGAAACCAUAGAACGGAAGAAAAUGGAGUGUUAUUGAAGGAUAUUAGUGAGAGAGCAAUCGAGAGGACCUACAAAUGGACAAUUACCAUUUUAAAACGUAACUUUUUAUCACACCAUUAAAAGAUCAAACAAGAUUGUCACCAAGUGUCCCCAUGGUACUAAACAAAAAAUAUGUAACAACUACUACAAAGUAAAAUAAAUCAAUUGUCACCUAAAUAGUAAUGUUAAAAGAAAUCUACUAGACGACUCUCAAGCACUCUCUUAUAGAAAGUGGAACAUCUCCCAAGGGUUAAAAACUAUUUAUUUACUUACCUUAACCCAGCGCUCGGCGCGGGGUCAAAGCUCCGCCCCCUCCUUCGUCCCGUGACGAACAGGGUGUAAUGCAAAUGCUGCGCGCAUUAGACCUCCCUAUAGGAAACCAUUGAAUCAAUGCUUGAAAAGAUGCUUGAAAAGAUAUAUUCGUUUCUAGAUAGUCUGCAACUGCAGAACCUCUUACCCUGAAUAUAAUCGCCAAAAUUACACGCCAGUGGUGUCUGGGGCUUAACCCAUAAAGGUAACAAAAAAUAAAUAAAGUAUCCACACUAAAAACAGAACAAAGUAACGGUUUAAACAUGUGGAUAAUGCCUGGCUGAUAAUAAAAAGCUUAUUCACAAUUAGAAAGUCUAUCUAGGAACCAAAAAUAAAAAAUGAGUCAGGGUGAAUACUAAAGCAAAAUUGCUUUUCUCUGACUCAAAAUAAUGAUAAAGGUUUUAUUUAAAAUGGCCAAACAAUUCCUUAUCAAGAGUGUUCUUAGCUGGUAGACAAAUACCUUUGGGCAUAUACCAAGUAGUUCAAUCUUGGUAUAGUAAUGGUCUCUAAACAGCACUUUAUAGAGACUAGCUGAACGAUAAAGAUACCCUUCUGUUUGGCCAUUUUAAAUAAAACCUUUAUCAUUAUUUUGAGUCAGAGAAAAGCAAAUUUGCUUUAGUAUUCACCCUGACUCAUUUUUUAUUUUUGGUUCCUAGAUAGACUUUCUAAUUGUGAAUAAGCUUUUUAUUAUCCACAUGUUUAAACCGUUCAUUUGUUCUGUUUUUUUUUUAAUUCUUUAUUUUUGCACACGAUGGGCAAUGCAAGAACAUAUCAGCAUGAAGGCUUGCGCAGAAGCCACAGUGUAAAAGAGCAUGUUCAUAUACAUAUAAGUUAACAUUGGCCUCUAUGGCAAGCCUCUUUACAGUUUCUAGACAACUUGCCUCCCAUCGAGGAUUUUAUGUUUUUAAUUGGCUGCUACACUUAACUUCCUAAUUUUCAUACGAUAGACAUAGUGAGAGCAGUACCACUGUGAGGCCCGCGCAGGAGCCUGUAUGUUAGUAUUCUGACUUGGAGAAUUGAAGUGGGUCAAUGGGCCAUAAGACAAGCCUUUCAAUGAAUGCUAUUCUACUAGCCUCUUGUCUUUGGUAUUGUAUCAUUGAGUCUGGCCCUGUCUCCUGAGGAGGAGCCCUAACUCCAGCCAUGUCUGGGUGUACUUUAGACAUCAUCGAUCCUCCGUCAGUGUGCUCAUGCCUGAGUGAGGGAAGUAAUUUAUGUCGCCAGAGAUUGGGACAAUGUUAGCCAUAAAGAAGUAAGAGAAAAAUAGAAGGUAUCCUUGUAAGCCAAGGUUUCCGUGCCGAGAAGUAGAGAACGUGAAAAAGACAGGUAGAGACAGAGAGGAGAAGGUGAGAUGAGAAAGAGGGGUAGAUAUGACAAGGAAGAUGUGAGUAUGAAGGGGGGUGGGGGAGGGGGAGGCGGACGAGAUUGAGGUAUUUCAUUCCGGCUCUGGCCUAGAAGUGUCUGGUCCCGAUUUGGACUGUUUAUUUGGCCCUUCAGUCGGGAUCCGAGCAUUUCUUCUGUUUUUAUCGUGGAUACUUUAUUUCUUUUUUUUUUCUUUGAAUCAAUGCUUUUUCUAUGGGGAAAAAAAAUCGCUGGAGGUCCUCAUGCAGAGCCAUUCUGACAGAUCUGUAUAUAGGACACAUUUGUUUCCUUCUCAGAGUUAGCAACAAUUGUAGCAUCUCUUUACUUUCAGACCCUUAUGGCUAUACUUUUUCAGGAUAGCAUCACCUACAAUCAUUACACUGCUUGCUACAAAGUUACCUUGCAGUUUUAUUUUUCUAUGUGUGUCCUAUUGACGUUUCUUUUUUCACUUUUUUCCUUGUUUUUUAAAAAGAAAUGUCAAUAGGACACACAUAAUCAGAAUUUACAAUUUCAGCCAAUCCAAUGCUUUUUUGUUGGAGCACUCCUAGUAAUUUGUCUCUACACAUUUUUUUUUUUCAUUAUUGAUCAGUUGUGCAUGCUAGUAUUUACAUGCACACCUAUCUGCAUAUACUGAGAAUUUGAUUUAUUUUUACUAACUAAUAGUUUUUAGAGGCAAUCAUAUCCAAUUAACCACUUAGUUGAUGUCACACGUUUUGUGUACAAGACAUUGCUUGAGAGUGGUCUAUAGGAUCACCUUUAAACUCUCUAUUUAGGUGAUAAUCCUUAUGAAUAUACAGCAAUUUGUGCAACACAAAUUGCUGUUGUUUGUCUCUAUACAUUUCCUUUUAAGUUAUUGGCUGUGCAUGUUAGUAUCUGCAUGUAUAUAAUAAGAGUUUGAUUAAUUUUCAUCUGUUAGUAUUUUGAGGCAAUUAAUCAAUUUUUUAUUGUAUUGGGUGAUGUUCCACUUUCUAUGUAUAAGACAUUGCUUGAGAACUGUCUAGUAGACCUCUUUUAAUGGGUGAGAGUAAGUAUAGCGGGUCCCUGCAGGCUUUUUGCACUAAACACUGUCUUUUCAGAGAAAAGGCAGUAUUUACUUUACAACCUAAGGACACUUCCAGUGGCCACUCCUCAGAUGGCUACCAGAGGUGCUAUCAGGGGCAGUGUUGCACAGUGUGCAGCACUGACAUUCAGUGUCUCCACCCUCUGCAUGGAGACACUGAACUUUCUCUUCUCCAUAGAGAUGUAUCUCUUGGAGAUGCUGAUUGGCCAGGCCGGCAUUUGGCUCCGCUCUGGCCCGCCUCCUUGCUGAGAUAAUCAGAAUUUACAAUUUCAGCCAAUCCAAUGCUUUUCUAUGGGAAAGCAUUGUGAUUGGCUGAGAUCAUCACUUCUGAUGAUGUCAGCCAAGGAGGCAGAUAUUUCUUUUCUUCCAAGGAGGCAGAUUGGGGCAAUGCCAGCACCAGCAGACUGAAAUAAAGGUAAGAUUUUACUACAUUUAGGCGGGCCAGGGGGGCUAGAUAGUGAUUUUAACACUAUUGGGUCAGGAAUACAGGUUUGUGUUCCUGACCUUAUAGUGUUCCUUUAAACUUUUCUAGUUUUUGUUACAUAUUUUUUUGUUUAGUACCAUGGACACUAUGCAUAGGAUGAGGUAGAGGCAAUGGAAAUGCCUACACAGGCUCUUUUGAAAUAUUUGCUAAAUUAGAACAGUACUGUUGUCCCAUCAGUGUGUAGUCAGCAAGAAAGAGGAGAAAACAGGGCAGGUCCUGCGCAACCAGUAUAAAUGUGCACACCCAGGUGCUACCGCAAUUUAUUUGAGGACACAAUAAAAACAGCAGACAUUUCGGGCAAUGGCCCUUUCUCAAUGCUAAUGUCCUAAAACAUUAGCAUUAGCAUUGAGAAAGGGCUAUUGCUCAAAACAUCUGCGGUUUGCAUUGUGUCCUCAAAUAAAUUGUGGUAGCACCUUGGUGUGCACACUUAUACUGGUUGCGGAGAACUCCCUUUUUAUCCUCUUUCUUAGUGCCAUGGAUGCUUGGUGACAAUCUCAUUCGAGCUUUUAAUGGUGUGAUAAAAAGUUACAUUUUAAAAUGGUAAUCGUCUAUUUGUAGGUCCACUCGAUUGCUCUCUCACUAAUAUCCUUCAAUAACACUUGUUUUUCUUCAGUUCUAUGGUUUGAUGAUUCGGUGGUAGUGUCAGAGUUCCUGAUUCAAUUCAUUCAUUGUAGGAGACCUCUUGAGUUGGGUAAAAAGAUCUCAUGACAUGCCUCUCUUCUUUUUGUAGAUUGGACGGUUUGGCCAUUCAUCGGUGGAAGAUGCCAAGACAACGAUGGAGCUUUACAGAGUGAUAGAGGCUGAAUGGGAGAGAGAACUGGCUACGCACCCGGUCUCCUCAUAGAUGUGACACUAGGUCUAUUGUUUCUCAGCAAGCCAAGGACUAGCCAUCACGUUUUGGUCCCUCGUCCUAUCUAACGAAAUAAAAAAUGUCGUCCCUCUAAAAUCCUCUUGCUGUUUGCAGCUUAUUUCAGGACACUAUCUUGUUUCACAUCCAAAGAUUUGCUUAUUAGAAUCUCUUAAUUUCAUCACCUUACACACAGGGUAGAUAUCAGUUCAUUAGCGAUUAGAAAAUAGUCUCUGUCACAUUGCAAUCUUCUCAUAUGAGCAAAUAACUCAAUAAGGCAAAUGAAAUAGCAUUCUAAUUUUCUAGAAUCUGUUAGACAUUCAUUUUCAUUAUUUGAUUACAUAAAUUACGACAGUAAAAAAACAACAACUUUUAUUGUGUACAAUAUGCAUUAAACAUGUCCACAUGUGCAUUGAACCAUCGCACACUUGUAACAAUGGAAACAUACUAGUUUGCCAUUCAGAGAUUCUCCUAUAUGACGAGGUCCUUUCAGUGGGAAUUGUUAUAUUCUUCCCUGUGUUUAGAUAAAAAGAUUAAAAGCAUAACACCGUCAGAUGACUGGAAGUUCAGGUAUAGAAAGUCAGAGUUCCCCAACUCCGCUUCAGUGCACUAAUUACUAUUUUCGCGGAGGUAAUAGUUACAGACAGAGCUAUUCACUAAAGGGAGCAUUAUUGGGAAUUAAAGUGAAGGUUCAAAGGCUUUCUCCAACCCUUUUUUUGUAUGUUAGACUAAUGCCCUGUUGGUAUUAUUUUAUCUGUUUACUCCUAAGUAAACUCUAAGAGCGUUUUAAAAGAUGAUUUGCUUGCCUCAACCCAGCGCCAGGCAAAGCUCCCUGGCACUGCUUGGUGCACCCCUAUGUGAUGUCAUGGGUGCCGCACCAAGGUUCAAUCAAAGACUUCUCAUUGAGAAGCCUUUGGCUGGAGGAUUUAAAUGGUUCAGAGUGCAUGCGCACACUCAGAGCCCGCAAGGAGAGGGGGAAAUGACGGGAGGGAAUGGAGCAGGUGAGAGGGCGGCCAUAAAAAAAAAAAAUGGAUGUGAUUGGGAGGCAGGAGGUCUCACAAGAGCAGUCACGUCAGUCGGCAGCAUACAGUGUACGCUAACACGCGUAAAUUAUGCACAGAAUUGUUCUGUUCUUGGCUGCCAAUGUCACGUGUGCUGGAGGUGCAACUAGCCCCCUUCACACAAUUAAAAAUAUAUCUGAUGUGCAGUGUUUCAAGCUGAAAAAACUGCACAUCCAGACUCCUACCACCAUGACCACUUCAAAAAGCAGAAGUGGUGGUUGGAGUAACCCUUUAAGGCAAAAAUAGCUGAAUUUUGCAAAGCUAGCCUUUCAGUUUGGGGAUUUUGGUCUACAAUUUGAAAUUCACUUAGAAUUUCUGACAGUUCCAUUUUAGUGAAUAUUUAAAAUAAAGUCAAGAAUCAUAACAAAUUUAACAUAUAUCAAACCUAGAAUUGAGAUGUCUGGUGGUAACCUGUGGUUACGGAAUACAUAUAAUAACAGUAGAUAUCAGAAAUACUCUUAUAUAGUAUGAUUCAAUAUUUGCCAGAAGGCGAUGGCUCAAUCCCAGAUUUUUAUAUAUGGAAAAGAUAAGUACCAGCAUAAUACUGUAUAUAAAUUAGUAAAAGGCCAAUAAAAAAUUGGUAGUGCACUCACAAUGUAGAGACCGAGAUAGGUCGUACAGGCAUUACAAUCCCUGCCACAGAAUGUGCACUGGUUCUUGAAUCAUUCGGGUUUCACUUCAUACUUUGGGUUCACUGUAGACCACUCCCCACCUCUGUUACCAAUGUCAGAGAGUUGAAAAUCCCUUAGCAGGGUAGGGCUUAGCUCAUUAGCUGAUAGUCAACUGAUGGCUCUCAGCCAAUGAGCUAAGCACUGGCUUUAGCCCAUGAACUUCUGCCUCUCCAGCGUUUGUUGGAAGGCAGGGAGUAGCACCCGAAGGACCCCAGGUGAGAAGAGAAACCUUACAAACACAGUGACUCCUUAUAACGGUGUUCUCCAGGGCACAACUAGCACCAUAACCGGUACAGCAAGCGAGUGUUUGGUAAAAAGAGAAUUUAGAUUUAGAGCAUGAGACACCGCUUGAUCUCCAGGAUGGAACCGGAAAAACGUGGAUUACCGAUUUGUUGUGGAUGCUCGCAAGGACCAAAGUUAUCCUUGCACCCUAAAAGAGAAAUUAAAGACGAUUAAAAAACAUAUUUACAUUCAUCUGAAAGUUCAUCAAAGUAACAUUUCAGUGAGAUGAUUGUACUCAUCAGAAGUUGCUAUAGAGGAUGUCUAAAAACAUACGCACACGACGAAAACAAACCACUUGGCAAAACCCUACACUGUGCUAAAGGACACGAACAUAUCAGCCUCUUGAUUACAAUGAUUACUCUUUGUACCAUGUGAUAGCAUCUUGUUCCUAAUUGCAGUGUAAAUAUAGGGCAUACAUUAUCUAUAAUUUUAUAAAGAGCGUAGAUAGCUACUGUAGAGUCGCAUGAUCAUAAUAACCAUCUGGGAGAUCUCACUGGAGAAAACGAUAAAAAUAUGUGCUUCUACCUCAAAGUACACAAAUGGGUUUUAUUCUGUGAAAAUAAUCAUGUUGGGUAAACACACAAAUUAAUGUUAUUUAAACAAUCAAGUGCCAGAGGUUUGUAGAGUAAAAGAAUAUCUUUCACCUGUAAAAAUUGAUUUAUUCCUAUGUCUGCCUACUUUACAAUUAUAAAAGGUUUCUGGUACUAUAGGUGAUUUGUGCCAAUAAGUGUGCCUGGGUAAGACACAUAAUAUAUAUCCACCUGUCUAAAAUCCUCAUUGUAAGCUUGUUCGAGUAGGCCCUUCAUCACUUGUCAAAUAUCAAUUCUACAACUGUAAUGCAUUGCAGAACAUGUUGUCACUAUAGAAAUAUUAAUAAUAAUCAAGUGGAUAGAGAAGGGCCUGCCAUAUGAGACCAUUUAUGUUGUUGCUGAAAUAGAGUCAGAUAAGUAAAGAACUUUAGGAAUCCCUUGUGAAAACUAAUAGUUAACACUUUUCACGUCUGAUGUCUGAUAAAUUUGGUUGAUUAAACCUGGAGUGCUUUGAAGUUUUCUCUAACCCUCUGCCACUAGUAGUCUGUUUAGGCCGGCAAGCAGAAACACUGCACAUCCAGAUUCCUACCACCAUGACCACUUCAAAUCACUGACGUGGUCAUGGUGGUUGGAGCAACCCUCAAACUGAAUUUCAUUGGCCAACCUUACACAUUUGACAUUUUAUUUAUCACCUUGGUAGAAUUCUGUAACUAUGCCACGUGGUGUCAGCAUUCUCUUCCAAUAAUUAUAAAAUAGCUUUUUUUAUUUUAUAUAGAUCUAACAUUUUCCAAAAUGCUGUAGAAUGGGUAAAUGUGCAAAUCAUACAGGUAUGAUUGAGAGAAACUAAUUUAAGCAAAUUGAAGUGAAGGACCUGCUCAAAUGAUCUUAAAACCUUAAGGAAAUCUAGUGUAAUUACAUAGAAUUGCCAUUGUAAUUAUUUUACUUAUACAAAUAUUUGAUGUGAAUAUUCUCUCUGUAAUUUUUGUUGCAAAAAUGCUUUUUGAUCAUGCUGUUUUACGCCAUGACCGUGGUUAUUAACUGUAUUACCAUUAAAUAUGUUAGACUUAGCUACAUUGGAUAAACCUCUCUGCCCCCCCUUUUCUUUCCUUUCCCUGGUUGUAUUUUUUUUUUUCCCCGAUGAUCAUUAUUAUAUUGAUUAUUAAACAUGGUUUCUCUUUGAAAGACAGUCCAACACAUAUAUCGUAUUUCAUAUAUUCAGCUUUUAUCUUAUUGUAAACUGUUUUGUAUAACUUGGUUUAAUUUUGAAAAGGUUGAUGAAACUAUGUUAAUUGAAUAAGUUUUUUACAUUUACUUGAAAAAUCUUUUUCAAUAAAAAAAUAUAUUUAAAAAAAAA